Molecule: messenger RNA, 3969 nt
Organism: Xiphias gladius (swordfish)
Lineage: Eukaryota; Metazoa; Chordata; Actinopteri; Istiophoriformes; Xiphiidae
Product: replication protein A 70 kDa DNA-binding subunit-like
Exons: 17
Coding region: 118-2301 (727 amino acids)
Biological process (GO): meiotic cell cycle; DNA replication; double-strand break repair via homologous recombination
Cellular component (GO): DNA replication factor A complex; nucleus
Molecular function (GO): single-stranded telomeric DNA binding; damaged DNA binding
Source: RefSeq, a predicted model, not a curated record
ACAGUAUCGUUUGGCUAGCUUCUCUCGCGAUAAUUUCCACACCUUUUACCCAGGGCUACGCAUUAAAUAAAAAAAGCCCAAGUCUGCUGGCUUUGAAAACAACUUUGCCCGUGAGACAUGAGUGUAACACUUACACAGGGGGCGAUUGAGGCCCUGUUCAACGGCUCAGAGUUGAACAAUCCCGUGCUGCAGCUGCUGAGCAUGCGUCAGAUCAGUAAUGCCUCUGGCCCACCCAGGUUCCGGCUUAUGAUGAGUGAUGGUCAGCACUAUUGGUCUUCCUUCCUGCUGGCCACCCAGUUAAACACUCUGGCAGAGGAAAACCUCCUGGUACCAAACUGUGUGUGUACGCUGAAGAAGACCAUCACCAACACAUUGUCAGAUGGCAGGCAUGUGGUGAUUGUGAUGGGCAUAGAGAUAUUGCAAUCGGCUGAGGAAACUGGAGGGAAGAUUGGAAAUCCCACGGCAUAUAAUGCAGAUGAUAAGACGUCAUGUCCACAAAAUUCAGGUUCAGGCACCUCUGUCUCAGCAUCCCCUCCAUCAGCUGCAGUACCUGGACCCUCCUAUAAGAACAACAGCACAGCCCAUUCUCCUCCCCGCGGCCGUGGAAGAGGUUUUGUGGGAAAGUCACCCAAGAAGGCUCCACCCAUGACGUUUUCACCCAAGAAGGCUUCACCCAUGACGUUUUCACCCACGAAGGCUUCACCCAUGACGUUUUCACCCACGAAGGCUUCACCCAUGACGUUUUCACCCACGAAGGCUACCAGCACUUCUCCAGGCUCUUCAGCAAAAGUGAUUCCUAUAGCUAACCUCAACCCCUACCUAAGCAAGUGGACUAUCAGAGCCCGAGUCACCAACAAGUCCAACGUCCGCACCUGGAAUAACUCCAGAGGAGAGGGCAAGCUCUUCUCCUUUGAGAUAGUGGAUGAGAGUGGAGAAAUCAAGAUCACAGCUUUCAACAAAGAAGUGGACAAGUUUUUCUCUCUAGUUGAGCAAGGCAAGGUGUACUACAUCUCCAAGGCUACGCUGAAGGUGGCCAACAAACAGUACACCACACUGAAGAACGACUAUGAGAUGACCCUCCAUGCUCAUUCAUCCAUUAUACCGUGUGAUGACAGUCAGGGCGUCCCCACAGCGCACUGUGACUUUGUGCCCAUCGCAGAGCUGGAGAACAGAGACAAGGACGCCAUCAUUGACAUUAUUGGAGUGUGCAAGAGUGCAGAGGAUGUAUCCCGUAUCACCACUAAGACCAGCAGAGAAGUCUCCAAGAGGGCCCUCAACCUAAUAGACACAACUGGCAAAGUAGUGACAGUCACACUGUGGGGAGAUGAGGCAGAGAAGUUUGACGGCUCUGGGCAGCCUGUGGUUGCCAUCAAAGGAGCUCGCUUGUCUGAUUUUGGGGGCAGAUCUCUCUCUGCUUUGUUCAGCUCAACAGUCAUGGUCAACCCAGACAUACCGGAGGCCUUUAGAUUGAGAGCCUGGUAUGACCAGAAAGGCUAUGCACUCAACAGCCAAUCCCUGACAAACACAAGGUCAGCGGGCAGUGAAGCAAAGAUGAACUGGAAAACACUGAGCGAUGUUAAGAGUGAACACAUGGGACAAGGAGAGAAGGCGGAAUAUUUCAGCUGCGUGGCGACAGUGCUGUACACUCGUAAGGAGAAUUGUCUGUACCAGGCCUGUCCAUCGGCAGACUGCAACAAGAAGGUCAUAGACCAAAAGAACGGACUGUACCGCUGUGAAAAGUGUAAUAGAGAGUUCCCCAACUUCAAAUACAGACUCCUACUUUCUGCCAACUUAGCAGACUUCGGGGAUAACCAGUGGGUGACAUGCUUCCAGGAGACAGCUGAGGCCCUGUUAGGUCACAGCGCAGAAACACUGGGACAGUUCAGAGACACAGACGAGGCUGCAUUUGAUGAAGUCUUCCAGAAAGCUAACUUCACAACGCACAUAUUUAAAAACAGAGUCAAGCUGGAGACAUACAAUGAGAAGUGGUGGCCCCCGCGUUGGUGGACCAGUGGACUGUCAAAAAAAGUUUCAACUGGCUCUGUCUGUCACUUUACCGCCCUUCUCUGUGUUGUGUGCCUGUCAUUUGAGAUGCGCAAGAGAAGGUGCUGCGUGUGUACCUGUUUCAACCCUCACCGACCCCGCCAGGACCCCCCCCCCCAAUUCAACAGGGUUACAGUGGCUAUUUCAAGUAAUGUACCGAGUCACUUUAUCUCGUUCAAAACAGCUAACUGCCUAUACCAAAUCGGUUUAAAAGGAAUUAAUUGCAUAACAAGACACAAUAAGCACUUUAACCAUUAAAGCCUGUUUGUUGCAUUGCAUACCUGUAUUUGUUGUUGUAAUCAAAUGUUUGGGCACCUCUGGACAAAUUACAUAUUUGUUUGAUUUUUAAAGUGACAAGAAGUAAAUAUAACUCCUGUAGCAAAAAUACAUUAAAAUGAGCCUUUCUUUAAAUAUUAAUGCGCUGAUACUUUUCAUUUCAUAAAAGUAAACAGAAAUUGUGGCUCGUGCAACUCUUUGGGCACGAUUCUCCUCGUAAAACACUCAGGACUUGGAAUAGAAUUGUUAGGGAGUUCAUGAGGAAUUAUUAAGUCACAUUUCCAGAGCUGAUAAAUCCUCUGACUCUUUGAACCUUGUGGUAACCCUCAACAAUCACGGACUCCUCUAAGCAACUAACCGAGGAGCUAAAAAAAUGAAGCUAAUUGAUGCCUACAAAGCAGGGGAGGCUAUAAAAAGUUAUCAGAGCACUUCCAGCUUGAAAUUUCCACUUUCCACUGUAAGAAAUGGCAGUAAAGGGGAAUGGUGAAAGUUAGGACAAGAUCUGGAACAACACGUACUAAGCACUGAGUUUCACUUUAAAUAUAAACAAAUCAUCAAAUAUGCUGUGUGUUCUAGUUGCCUAAUUACUUAACUGUAACUGUAAAUCUAAAUCACUGCCAAUUAAAAAUUGAUUUGGAAAAACUCACCCUGUUAAUCACACAUUAAAGGUUAUAUUGUAUCUUAGUAUGGGAGGGCAGAAGUACUAAACAGAUACUGAUGACAUUAUUUUUUUUUCUGUGUUGUAGGAAAGGGCAACAAUUUAAACCCUAACAAAACCCCAACAGGAAAAAUGUAAAAUUGAUGAUUACAGUAUACCACAAAGUAGAGAUAAUGAGCUCUGAGCAGAUACAUCUUCUGCACAAGGCUUGUCAGUUUAUGCAGUAUUCAUUUUCACUGGUUGUUAGUCAAAGUUUACUGUUUUUAUUUCAAAGCUUAUGAUUCAAACAUAUGAGCACAGAACGGAAAGUCUGUGAUUCACUGGUUCAGUGUGUCUUCCUACCUCAGCCUCAGUUCUUUCCCAUAUACUUUUGAGUGUGACACUGCAAAAAGAUAAGACAUCUAUAACAUUGUUUUCAUUUUUUUUUAUUGUUUUCAAAAUAGAACAAUGUAAUGAAAUGUCAGAGCUCUACAAGACUAAUGAAGUGACAAAAUUUGUACUUUGCCAUAUUUUCUAAACAGGCACACAGAGAGAAAGAACAACCUUGCUUAGGAUCACAUGUCAAAGUUUCUGUUUGAACUUCUUUUGCAUAUAAACUCGAGUUUGUAUUAUUUUAGGGAAGAACAGAGACGAUAAACUACCGAUUUUUAGACUUAAAAAGCACAGUGCACUCAAAUCCCCAAAAAUCUUUUCAGCCAUCGACUGUAAAUAUUAAACCACAUAAGCCUAUAGCUGAACGUGAUACAGGUGGUGAUUCUAGUGGUGCAGCAGUCUUUGGUUCUUCAGACUUUUUUGAAAAAUUUUGCAUUUUUAAGAACGUCUUUAUAUUGAAGUGUUGGUCUACAGUUUGACAGAUUUGUUAGAAUUGUUAGAAUUAAAGUAAUCAAAAUUGUCAUAUAAAUUGACAAUAAACUUUGAAGGGAAAUUCAUGUUACAAAGUACAAGAAACGAGGUAAGAAAACAGAUUUUCUAUUUAAAAAAAAAAAAUACAA